UGAAAGGAGCACUCGCAAUGGCAAUUCCUAUCCACCCGAUCAGCCUCAAUUCACAUGGAACCAAGUUACGUUGGACAACGGUAUGGCGGCCAUCAAAGUCGUCUGGCAUCCGAAUGUCGAUGGCCAACCGGGAUCUCACUGUUUCGUCCAGUUCAGACGCAAGGGCGAGACCAUCUACAUUAAAAGCGAAGAUGAGUUUGACGAAAAUUUCACCAUUUUACGCGGCCUGGAACCCAAUCAACUGUACGAGAUCCGCGCCGUUGUCGUCGACGGUGAUUACUUUACCGAAAGUGACCCCGAAGAGGUGGAGAUGUACGCCGAUGGACCUUACAUCCAAGGAUCAUCCGCUGUAGCUUCGACCCGAUGGUUUAUCGGUAUGAUGCUGGCCCUUGCAUGGUUGCUCUUGGUCUUGGUCCUCGCCUGCAUUAUCAAGUGAAACAGAGGUGGAAAGUACGCCGUCCAUGAGAGGGAGGCCACUCACGGUCGCAAGGAUUUCAACGAAGAUGCUGGAUUCCAUGAAUACUCUCAACCAGUCGGUAGCAAUCGGGCGCCCAGCAAAGCGUCGUUGAACAGCGGUGCCAAAAUGCCACCCGAGAGCGAAGAUAACAAGAUAAUGACUCCAUGGCCGAUUACGGAGAAAGAGAAGCCG
This is a messenger RNA of Daphnia carinata, 649 nucleotides long. RefSeq names its product neuroglian-like. The transcript is spliced from 3 exons. Bases 83 to 436 code for a protein of 117 amino acids. The record is from RefSeq and is a predicted model, not a curated record. Lineage: Eukaryota; Metazoa; Arthropoda; Branchiopoda; Diplostraca; Daphniidae. Gene Ontology annotation, molecular function: protein binding.